Molecule: messenger RNA, 2457 nt
Organism: Alternaria burnsii
Lineage: Eukaryota; Fungi; Ascomycota; Dothideomycetes; Pleosporales; Pleosporaceae
Exons: 2
Coding region: 1-2457 (818 amino acids)
Molecular function (GO): protein binding
Source: RefSeq, a predicted model, not a curated record
AUGUUGCACUCACUACCUGAACCGAAUUCACAUGGCACCUUGACACAGCUACUGCCUGUUUCUCAAUCAUCGAACUAUCCGGGAAGUAAGGCCAGGCAGCUUUCAGACGCCGAGUGGGAAGCCUUGAAGCCAUUGCUACACACACUCUACAUCAAGGAGAACAGAACCUUGGCUGCCACCAGGAAGGCUCUUCUCGAACGUUAUGGCCUCAAUCUCAGCCAGAAGCAGCUUACCAAGCGGUUCCAUGAUUGGAGCUUCAAGAAGAACGUUAAGCAGCACGAGACAGAGGCAUAUUUGCUGGAAGCAGAAGCCUUGCGGGGAGAAGAAGAAGCUUCUAUCAAUGGAGUCCGGAUCACUACGGCCAAAUACGAACGCUGGGAAAAGAGAGCAAGGAUUGAUGAGAAACAGAAAAGCACACAUACCAAGAACGUCGUCGAGGCGUUUGAUACGCCCUCUAGUCUCACCCGUUCAGAUCUUCUAUCGUGCACUCCAUCAACAGAUUUUCCGCGCACUUUAAGACAUGAACAGAGCUCGGAUAUGUUGAUCGUGUCACCCUCAAAGCCACUGGAAGACCAAGUCAACUCUUUAACGCGUUGCGGUAGCACAGAAGACCAUUUUUCUCCAUCGUCGGCUGCGUCUUCGACCGAAGCUACAGAUCCUGGAUUCUCUCCAAGCGCGCUCCUGAUGGGCUCUUCCGAGCCAUUAGGUUCUCCAUCGGAUGCUCAUGUAAACAUUGGUACCGUCCAAGAGCCAGAACAACACUACAUAUUGCCUAUCCCCUUACAAUCUCCAGAUCGCGACAUCGACAUAGUGACUCGUCUUUUCUCGGCACUGAAGAUGAAUCACAUAGACAUCCCCUUACACACCCCACCGACUCAAGCUGUCGCAGAAGUGUUCACGCCUGCAAACGAUACCAUUUGCCUGCAAGAAUUAGAGGCAUACAGUCAUGAAGGAAGACUCGUGCCUUGGGCCGGCAAGCAGUCUACGUCUCAAAGAACAGCAUCUCCAGGCAGCGUUGGUGCCACCCGUUACCACGAUGAAGAGACGCAUCAACAGGGCACUGAAAUAUCGAUAUCUUACCAAUACGGCUCAAGAAAGCGCACUACGACUGGCGCACUCAAAUACGCUUCUGUCGAUGUGAUCUUCUCAUCAUCCAGAGUGGUUGAGCUUGAUCCGUUCUCUCUGGAGGUCUACCCAUUCCCGCAGGACCAAGGAAGGCGGCUCGAGGUACAACCAACUGUGACAUUAUACGAAUCCACACGCAUGAAUCUCAACGACUGCAUUGCCAAGAUCAAUAAGCUAGAGAGCGCUUGUUUGGGGUCGAAGACCGUCGCGACGGAACUGAGACGGAGACUGGCAGAUGCAUAUUACAACCUUGGCUACUACGACGAAGCUGAAUACCAGUACAAUCAGAUUCUGCCAGUAUUCGAGCAAAAUCAUGGACAAAACUCGUGGGAGUAUAUCUCCACUAAGAUUUGUCUCUCUGGCUCAAUCUCUCGUCUUGGAAGGCCUGAAGAGGGCCAUCAGAUGGCUCAAGAUGCCCACAUUCUGGCACGAAGGUUUUAUCCAGGCAGUUCCUUGUACCAGGAUGCUACUGGUUUCUUAGCGAAUUCUUUUGGAUACCUGGAUGAGUUCGGAAGUGAGGAGGAACUUCUAAGGGAGCUUAUCCAGAUCACAUUGACCACCUCUGGCCCUAAACAUAGUGACGCCAUAAACAUCAUACUAAACCUUUGCACCUCAAUGAAUGAUACAAAGAAAUAUUCGGAAAGUGAGGAGCUGUUGAGAGUUGCGCUAGAACUCAGCUGUAACGCUACAGAUAUUUCUGAUCGGGAGCAAUGUAUGACCCGGUACAAACUUGGUGAAUUGCUUUACAACCAAGACAGGUAUGCCGACAGUGAGGCCUUGCUCAGGGAGACAGCGAAGAUGUCAGAAAAGCUGCUUGGUAUCGAACAUGAUAACACAAUCUGUUGCAAGAUCUUACUAUGUCAAGUCUUGGUACAUCGAAAGCUGCUUUCAGAAAGCCACGAUAUCCCUCUUGAAAUCAUCGAGGUCCAAGUCAAGAAACUGGGGGAGAUCAGAGGGAGCACAAUCAGAGCUAUGGCCGAUCUUAGCGUCGUGCUGAUAGAAAUGAGAAACAUGGACGAGGCAUACAAGUGGAUGAAGCAAGCGUUACGCUACUGCGUAGAAACAGGUGGAAUCCAGAGCGACCGUGCAGAGCAGUUCUUCGAAGAUUUGAGCAGCAUCAAUGAGGUAGAAGAGCAGCACGAGCUCAUCCUGGAUCUGUACGAGAGAAUAAGGAUAAAGAUCACUUGGAUAGACGUUGUCCAUUGGGACAGGUUAUUGUCCGCCCUAUCGCCACAACCAUGUAUUCUCUUACUGGACUCCUAUCGCAAAUCCAGCUGCCCAUCGGCGCCAGUAACCGACACCGGAUAUCUACACGACGAGCCCAUCUUAUGA